Messenger RNA from Pochonia chlamydosporia 170, 1257 nucleotides. Its product is annotated as RNA polymerase Rpb1 repeat domain-containing protein. The transcript has 2 exons. The record is from RefSeq and is a predicted model, not a curated record. Lineage: Eukaryota; Fungi; Ascomycota; Sordariomycetes; Hypocreales; Clavicipitaceae. The coding region runs from base 1 to 1257 and encodes 418 amino acids.
AUGAAGACACUCUCACAGACCGUUUUCUCGGUCCUCUCCCUAUCAUCCCUCACAACCGCACACAUGCAAAUGGUCGAUCCGCCCCCUUUGCUCUCCCAAUACAACAAAUACACCAGCAGCGCAGACUAUGACAUGACAUCGCCCCUCAACGCCGACGGCAGCAACUAUCCCUGCAAAGGACACCUCGAUGUCCUCGGCACAUCUCAAGCUCAACCCGUUGCAGAAUGGACACCCGGCCAGUCCUACAGCAUGAAAAUAUCCGGAGGCGCGCCACACAACGGGGGUAGUUGUCAAGCGUCCCUGUCUUUUGACAACGGCAAGUCAUGGAAAGUUAUUCACUCGUAUAUUGGAAACUGUCCUGUGAUGGGCGACUCCAAGUAUGAGUUUACGCUGCCGUCUGAUACACCUGCUGGUGAUGUACUCUUCGCAUGGAGCUGGUUCAACCAACUUGGAAAUCGGGAGAUGUACAUGAACUGUGCAGCUAUCACGGUGAAAGACAGUGAAGGUAAGAAGAAGAGGGGUAGUACGCACUCGAUAAAGAGUCGGCCGGAGAUGUUUGUUGCGAAUGUCGGUAAUGGGUGUGGGACUGUGGAAGGGAAGGAUUUGAUGUUUCCGGAGCCGGGGCCGGAUGUUGAUAUGGAUUCGAAGAAUACGGCGCCGCCGACGGGGAAGUGUGGCUCUGUUCCGGACUCUGGUGAUUCUUCGGAUUCAUCAGACACUACGGAUUCUUCAAGUUCUUCAGAUGCUUCAGAGAGUACGGAGUCUACAGAUUCUUCAGGUUCUGCAGAAUCUUCAGACUCUUCAGACUCUGCGGAUACAUCAGCUACUACUUCACCACCAGGCUCGUCGAGCAACUCCUCAGAUACGACAAGUUCACCAGAAUCAGCAAAAGGGAAAGCAUCAGGAGCCAAACCAGGCAUUCUCAAAUCCAAGCCUGAGCCUCCUACCAUGGCCAAUGACACCGCAAACUCCACCAUGACAUGGCACGGUAUGCAACAGCGGCCUACCGAGGCUGCUGUUUCGUCAAAGGGAUCGUCUGCCCCAGCGAGCCCAAUGAGAUCUUGGUCGCCGGAAGGCAAAGGUGGAAAAUGUCAGCCUGGGUCGUAUGCUUGUGAGUCUAAGCCGGAAGGCUGGAAAGCUUGUGAUGCGUCAGGACAGUGGGUGCAUGCCGGAAAUUGUGCCCCUGGACAGGUAUGCAAGUUUAACAAGGCCAACGGCAGUCCUUAUUGCGUACAGCCGGGGUUUCAAUUCCCUUAA